CUCACAUUUGUUUCAUCCCAUUAUCAUAUCAUCCUUCAAAACACAAAGCUAGAGAGAAAGAAAAUGUGUUCCUCAAAAUCAAAGAACAUGAACCAAGAAGCCAUUUCCCAAAUCAAUGGUCGUCCGGUUCUUCAGCCAAAAUCGAACCAAGUUCCCACUUUAGACCGACGCAAUUCACUCAAGAAAUCCCCUCCUAAACCUUUGAUACAUCCCAUUGCAUCAAAGUUAGCGUCACCAAGACAAAUAUCCCUAAACUCUCCACCUUUGUCUCCCAACUUAAAACCCAUAAGAAAACUGGCCGGUCAUGAGAAACCUAAACAGGCUGCUAAACCGGUGAAAUUAUCAGAGAGCACUGAUGGUGGCUGCAGAGAGGUUAAGUCCUUGAUGACUGUUCAGAAGCAACCUGGAAGUAUAGCUGCUGCACGAAGACAAGAGGUUGCUAUGAAACAAGAAGAAAGAAAGAAGAAAACCUCUCAUUAUGGUAGAGUAAAAUCUGUAAAAUCAAACGAAAGUAACUUAAAUGUUGAACAUGAAAAGAAGAAGAGAUGCAGUUUCAUCACUACAAGUUCAGAUCCAAUCUAUGUGGCUUACCAUGACGAAGAAUGGGGAGUUCCUGUUCAUGAUGACAACCUACUGUUUGAGCUUCUGGUGUUAACCGGAGCUCAAGUAGGAUCCGACUGGACUUCGGUUUUGAAGAGAAGAAACACUUUUAGAGAGGCUUUCUCUGGUUUCGAAGCAGAGCUUGUCGCAGAGUUUAACGAGAAGAAGAUACAGUCGAUAGUCAACGACUAUGGAAUUGGCCUUAGCCAAGUCCUUGCAAUUGUUGACAACUCUAAACAAAUUCUCAAGGUUAAAAGAGAUUUUGGAUCAUUCAACAAAUACAUUUGGGAAUUCAUGAAGCACAAACCGUUUACCACAGAAUACACAUCUUGCCAAAAGAUUCCGGUGAAGACAUCAAAAUCAGAAACCAUAAGCAAAGACAUGGUUCGUCGUGGGUUUAGAUUCGUUGGCCCGACAGUUAUACAUUCGUUAAUGCAAGCCGCCGGUUUGACCAACGACCAUUUGAUCACUUGCCCCAGACAUCUCGAGUGUAAGGCCAAAGCUGGUCUAUAGGCAAAAAAGAUCAUUGUUUUGGUCACAUUGGCUUUAUUUAUUAGUUUUACGUAAUCAUAAUAAUAUUGAUGUGUUAUUAUUGUAGCACUAUAUAUACCAUGUGAUAUAUAGAUUUGAGGUCCUAACUUUAGGUGUUGUUUCUUGUACAAAAGUAGUAUUUGUUUGUGUGUGUGAUUGUGCCUUAUCUUUAAUAUAUAUAUAUGUGUGUAUUUGGUUUA
Raphanus sativus (radish) is the source of this 1331-nucleotide messenger RNA. RefSeq lists its product as uncharacterized. Gene Ontology annotation, biological process: base-excision repair. The record is from RefSeq and is a predicted model, not a curated record. Gene Ontology annotation, molecular function: DNA-3-methyladenine glycosylase activity. Lineage: Eukaryota; Viridiplantae; Streptophyta; Magnoliopsida; Brassicales; Brassicaceae. The transcript is spliced from 5 exons. Bases 64 to 1113 code for a protein of 349 amino acids.